AUGGCCUCCGCACCGACGCCGCCGCCCCUCCUACCGGUGACCAACCCCGCCCCCGGAUCGUCCCCGGCCGCCGCCGGAGGCUCCGAUGCGCCGAUCGCUACGCCGGCUCUCCGGCUCUUCCUGAGCCGGCUCUCCGACUCGGCGCGGCGCUCGCUGUCCGAUCGCCGUCCGUGGGGAGAGCUCCUCGACCGCUCGGCGUUCUCGAAGCCGGACUCCCUCUCCGACGCCACCUCCCGCCUGCGCCGCAACCUCGCCUACUUCCGCGUCAACUACGCCGCCGUGGUCGCCUUCGCGCUGGGGGCCUCGCUCCUGGCGCACCCCUUCUCGCUCCUCAUCCUCCUGGGCCUCCUCGCCGCCUGGUGCUUCCUCUACCUCUUCCGCGCCUCCGACCAGCCCGUCGUCCUCUUCGGCCGGACCUUCUCCGACCGCGAGACGCUGCUGGGGCUCGUCGGCGCGUCCUUCGUCCUGCUCUUCUUCACCUCCGUCGCGUCGCUCAUCAUCUCCGGGAUGCUCGUCGGCGGGGCCCUCGUCGCGGCGCACGGCGCGUUCCGGGUGCCCGAGGACCUCUUCCUCGACGAGCCCAACGCGGCCCCCGGCAACAGCGCGGCCCAAGGGCUGCUGUCAUUCCUUGGCGGACCCGGAUCUGGGGUUUGA
Messenger RNA from Miscanthus lutarioriparius, 654 nucleotides. Lineage: Eukaryota; Viridiplantae; Streptophyta; Magnoliopsida; Poales; Poaceae. The record is from the annotation of a GenBank genome assembly.